This is a messenger RNA of Cicer arietinum (chickpea), 2280 nucleotides long. Its product is annotated as rop guanine nucleotide exchange factor 7-like. Lineage: Eukaryota; Viridiplantae; Streptophyta; Magnoliopsida; Fabales; Fabaceae. The record is from RefSeq and is a predicted model, not a curated record. Gene Ontology annotation, molecular function: guanyl-nucleotide exchange factor activity.
CAAAAUAGCCCAAGAUUUUUUUCUAUCUACCCUUCAUUAUCAAACAUUGUUAACAACUAAUAGAAAGUGACUACACCAAACAAACAGAAAAAAGAAAAAACAUAACCUCAAAAACAAGUAACAACACUAAAGCAAAGUGUUGCAAUUGGUGAGGCUUAUUAUAAUUAUGUUCAUUAAUCCAAACCCUUUUUCCACUUUUGAGUUUCAACUUGUUAAUUUCAAGCUUCAAUAAAAUUUUCAAAAUUUGCAUUAAACAAUACAUUGCAUAGUUAUUAAAGACUUUGGUUUAAUUGCAAUGGAGGGUGUGGAUUUGGUUGAGAAAAAUAUUGAAGUUAAAAGUAAUGAAGGAAACAAAGAAUGUGAAAGUUUUAGUAAUGAUGUGAUUUUUGAAGAUUUGAAGGAAGAAAAGGGUCUAGAGAACAACUCCGUUAGUAGUGUUUUGGACUCAUCUUCGCCGCCGCGUUCGCUGGAUUCUCCGAAUAAGGAAGUUUCUGCAACUGAUAGUACUAGUUCACAUGGAAGUGAAGUAGAAGAGAAAAAGGACUUGAGUUGUGAAAAUUUUGUGAAACAAGUCUCAGUAUCACCAGUGCUAGAGAUAGAGAUAAUGAAGGACAGGUUUGCAAAAUUGUUACUUGGAGAAGAUAUGUCAGGUUGUGGAAAUGGGGUCCCUACAUCAUUAGCUGUAUCCAAUGCCAUAACUAAUCUAUGUGCCACUCUUUUUGGUCAACUUUGGAGAUUGGAACCUUUGCCAUUAGAGAAGAAAGCAAUGUGGCAAAGAGAGAUGGAGUGGCUUCUUUGUGUUAGUGAUCAUAUUGUUGAAUUCAAGCCUACUUGGCAAACAUUUCCAGAUGGUAGCAAGUUUGAGGUCAUGACUUGCAUACCCCGCUCAGAUCUUUAUAUCAAUCUUCCAGCUUUGCGAAAAUUAGACAACAUGCUUCUUGAAAUACUAGAGAGUUUUGUGCAUACAGAGUUCAUGUAUGUGGACCAAGGUGUUAUGGCACCAGAAAGAGAUGGUUCAACUUCUUUCCAAAGAUCAGUUACAAGACAAGAAGAGAAAUGGUGGCUUCCUGUACCUCAAGUUCCUCCUUCUGGUCUCCAUGAAAAUUCAAGAAAGCAAUUGCAGCAUAAGCGCGAUUGCUCGAACCAAAUAUCGAAAGCUGCAAUGGCCAUUAAUAGCAUCACUUUGGCUGAAAUGAAGGUUCCUGAUACUUACUUAGAGUCUCUUCCAAAGACAGCAAGAGCUAGCUUGGGGGAUGUUAUUUACAAAUUCAUUACAUCAGAUGAUUUUUCUCCUGAAAGUUUGUUAUCUUCUCUUGAUAUAUCCUCUGAGCAUCAAGCCAUAGAGAUUGCAAAUAGAGUAGAAGCUUCCAUCUAUAUUUGGCAUAAAAAGACCAACUCAAAGCCUUUGAAUCGCGCUAAGAGAUCGAGUUCAAGAUCUUCAUGGGAAAUGUUCAAGGAUCUGAUUGUUGAAGGAGACAAAAGUGAAAUGCUUAUAGAGAGAGCAGAAAGCCUAUUACUCUCCUUGAAGCAAAGUUACCCUUUUCUCCCUCAAACAACCUUAGAUGUCACAAAAAUCCAAUGCAACAAGGAUGUUGGAAAAUCUAUUCUAGAGAGUUAUUCGCGGGUACUAGAGAGUUUGGCAUCGAAUAUUGUUGCGCGAAUCGACGAUGUGCUCUAUGUAGAUGACUUAACCAAACAUUCUGAUCAAUUUUCAUCUAUAUCAAAAGUUGGUGUAACUAAAACUCAUAAAAGUAUUCCACUUCCAUAUAAAUCACCUUUCAUCAAUAGCACCAACAUUUCACUUGGAGGUGUAGGAAUGAACAAAGUUGUGACAAAUUUUGUUACCGUUGGUAAAAAAGAGGACUAUGGUUGUCCAAUUGAGAACUUGGUUCCAAUAUUACAUAAAUUUGAUGAAGCGCCAGCCUUGGAAACAGAUAAGGAAUCCGGAGAUAACAUAGAAGAUUUUAAGCUCAAUUUAAUGGAUCAGGCAUGGAUAGAGUGAAAAGGGAUUUAAUUUUGAUUUCAUAGAUGAAGCAUUUUACUGGUUGUUUAAUUUUCUAUUUGUUUUUUGUUUUUGUUUGUUUGUAUAUUAUGUGGAAGUGAUGAAUUUGAAGGAACAGUGUAAAAGUGAAGAGAGAAAAAUGAGAGAGAAAACAAGGUAUUGCUGUCUAAUUUUGAUUAUAAAGGAUUUCUCAAGAGAAUUAUACUAGUGUUUAUGUAAAGUGAUAACUAUUAUCAAUUAGAUUGUGAUCCGCGUUGUGUGACGCGUGAGUGUUGAUA